UGUGUGUGUGGUGGUGUGUGUGUGCGCGCGCGCGCUGGAGCUGGCGCUAGCUGGUCCACCACCGCGAGAGCGGUCACACGUUAACCAUCGGCGACCCGUGCGUUUUAUUCUGCGGAUUGAGGGCUCGUGAUAUUUCAGGGGUGCGGAUUUGACCCAGUUUAUAGGAGGGCGCUCGAGCUCCACCGUUUUCACGCACGGUACGCACGUAGGUUACUGUAGACCCGGUGAAAUCGUCACGCGGAUAGAAUCAUUGGAAUCUGUCGCGAGUGUGUUCCUGCGCGGCCGGACAGCAUCCUGACAGAGAGCGAGGGCCGGUCGUUCGGUCGCUGGUCGGUGUGAGUCGGUAGCAUCGCUAGGUAGAGCGGGACGUGCGCUGGACUCCUGGCCGAAUCGGAGCAUCCCAUUCCCGGCAUCAUCCAUCCCUCCGCGCCUCAGCCACAGCGAGAGGCCCGGAGCGGCGGCAGGAUGUAGCAGCGGAUUAACGGAGGAGAGAGGGGCGCUCAGAGGAAGAGAGCGGGACCGAACGGACCGAGGCGGGACGGAGAGGACAUGGGGAAGGACCAGGAGCUGCUCCAGGCCGUGAAGACCGAGGACUUGCUGACAGCUCAGCGGCUUCUACAGAGACUCGGCCAGGGAAACCAGUCACUUCUCGGAGCAACAAAGCGAGUGAACGUCAACAUCCAGGAUGCAGAUGGGUUGGCACCGCUGCACCAUGCUGCUCUAAGUGGUAACAAGGAGCUGAUCUCUUUGCUGUUGGAGGCCCAGGCCGCAGUGGAUAUUAAAGACCAUAAAGGGAUGCGUCCUCUGCAUUACGCUGCAUGGCAGGGGAAGACUGAACCAAUGAAAAUGCUGCUGAAGGCAGGCUCGUCAAUCAACGGACAGUCAGAUGAAGGACAGAUCCCUCUCCACCUAUCAGCUCAGCACGGACACUAUGACGGGUCGGAGAUGUUGCUACAACACCAGUCCAACCCGUGUAUCUCAGACUCAGCUGGGAAAACCCCGCUGGACCUUGCCUGUGAAUUUGGACGUGUUGCAGUGGUCCAGCUCCUGCUCAGCAGUAACAUGUGUGCAGCCAUGCUGGAACCAAAACCCUCGGACCCCAACGGAGUGUCCCCUCUGCAUCUCGCCGCCAAGAACGGACACAUCGAUGUCAUACGGUUGCUGAUUCAGGCUGGGAUAGAUAUCAACAGACAGUCUGAGUCUGGCACAGCGCUACAUCAGGCAGCCCUCUGUGGGAAGACAGAGGUAGUGCGCCUGCUAUUAGAUAGUGGCAUCAGCGCAGGGGUGAGAAACACUCUGAGUCAAACUGCCCUGGACAUUGUAAACCAAUUCACCACCACACAGGCCAGCCGGGAGAUCAAACAACUACUUAGAGAUGCCUCGGCUGCGAUGCAGGUGCGUGCGCUGAAGGAUUACUGCAACAACUACGACCUUACCAGCCUCAACAUCAAAGCUGGAGACAUUAUCACGGUUUUGGAGCAGCACUCUGAUGGCCGAUGGAAAGGCUGUAUCCAUGACAACCGCACAGGAAAUGACCGUGUAGGCUACUUCCCCUCCAACAUGGUGGAAGUCAUCAAGAGGGCAGGUCACUCCCCCUCCCAGCAGUGCCACACCCUCCUGCUCCGCAGGCCCAACCCCUGUCCCAUUGCCGCAGUCAACGGACACUCAUACCCCCCCUCCAAAGUCCUCCCCCUGCAUCUGCCUCCCCCUCACCCCAACACACAGUCCCUCCCUCGGUUCUCCUCCUUUGGGUAUGUUCCUCUUCCCAUCUCUCCUCCUUUUCUGUCUACUCCUCCUCUGUCCACUCCUCCUCCUCCUCCCCCUCCUCCUCCUCCUCUCUCCACUUCUCAGGAGCAGCAGAGUCAGACAGGUACGCGGACUGCAGAGCUGAGUCCUCAGGGCUCUCCAACUCUGGGACAGCAGAGCAGCACCAGUGAGGACAUCUGGGUGCUACGCAAACCGCUGGCAGGUGGUGAGCGCAGCGGCAGUGUGGGCAGCAUCGGCAGUAUUCGGUCAUCCAGCAGCUUGCAGAGCUCUGGGAACACACAUGUUCUGACCACCCCUGCACCCAGUCCACACCCGGCACCCACACCAGGAGUCAACACACACGGCCUUAACGCUCCUGGCCUGCACGCACAAGCUGAAGGGGUGAAGCUCCUGGCCACCGUGCUGUCCCAGUCAGUAAAAGCCAAGGAACAUCUCUUGGAGCAGUCACAGUCUGUUGAGCAGUCAGCGGGCUCCUCCAGUUGCACAGUUCAUGAACAGCGGUCGUUUGAGCGGAAAGCAGAGGAGGAUGAUGGGAAAAAACAGGCAGUAGUGGCGUGGCUGGGUGAGUUUCAGCUGCAGUUCUACACCACCCACUUCCUCACCGCGGGAUAUGAUCUAGACACCAUUAUGUGCUUUGUAUUGAAGGACCUGACGGCAAUUGGGGUCAUGAAGCCUGGACAUCGAAAGAAGUUAACAUCAGAGAUCAGCAAGUUGCCCUCCACAGACUGGCUGCCAGACCACAAGCCUGCCAAUCUGGCAGACUGGCUGUCUCACCUUGGUCUUAAUCAGUACUACCAGGUUCUGGUGCAAAAUGGGUAUGAAAACAUUGACUUCAUCUCCGACAUCAGCCUUGAAGAUCUGCAAGAGAUUGGCAUUACUAAACUUGGCCAUCAGAAGAAGCUGAUGUUGGGAGUGAAGAGACUGAAGGAGCUACAAAGGGGAGGAAGUAGCUCUGAGCCCCCUCAGAGCCCCUCUACUCCUCCAUCCAGCCCAGGUGGCAGCACCUGUUCAGAGCCCCGUAGGGAGGUGAGGAAGCAGAGGGACGGUGCCCCAAGCCCGCUGGCCAAACCUCGCCCAGGUCUCACACAUUCACAGACCUCUCCCCACACACCGAAAACAAACCCACCACUAACCCCCCCACAUGGCCGGACCCAGCAGUCCUCCCCCAGGGCUCGCCCGCGCCCCUCCACCCAGAUGGCAGCAGAUUCGUCAGUGCCGCUGCUCCGCCUGCCCAGCGAGGAGGAAGAGCGACGGAGAACUCACAGUCUAAUUGGCUCAGAAUCAGACUCUAGAUACGCCACUGUGUGCCGCAGCAGCUCUGCACAUACUGCCCCUAAUGAUGUCACUGUUAACCGCAGCCAAUCAUCUGUCACCCUUCGUCCCCGUCGGAAAGGUCGGCCCCCAACACCGCCUAAACGGUCCUGUUCUUCCAUUACCGGGGGUGACGAGGAGGAAGAGGGACAGGUGGAGGGGCUACUCGGGCUGCCAAGCUAUCGAGAGCGGCGAGCCAGUGACUGCGGCAGCCUGGGAUCAGCUUUAAGAUCUCAGGACUCAGCGGGCCUGGAGAGAUCAGAGGGGGCUUCUGGGAGUGUUCGCAGCCUCGCCGCUAUGCUGGAAACAUCCAUUGUGGGUGGAGCCAAAACCCUGCCGAGGACUCUGGGAGGCAGCACCAACUACUUACAGGUGAGUCCACCUGUACUUCGUCGGCAAGCAGGCGCAGGCGGUCUUGGAUCUGAAGAGGAGGAUGUCUUAAGUCGGCGCAGGACCAUCAGUGGAACAGAAAGUCUCCUUGGUGAUCAGAUUGACCUGUUGCCUCGGCAACCAGCCCAGCAACGUCCAGAGCCGCGGCCCCGCUCGACUGUGGUAUCCUCCGCAUCAGAAAUCACAGACGGCACAGCGACGCUUCGAAGGAGGCCGCGUCCUCCGGCAACGGACUCCGAAGCGCCUGCAUCUAUGGACACCAAUGCUGUUACCGGGAAAACUGGCUCUGACACCAUACGCAGGAGACAACGCACGUCUGAGAUUACAGAAAGUGUCAUUCAAAGCAAUAACCAAUCAGACUCUCCCGGCAGUCAUACAGAUAGCCGGAAAAACGGAGGCGAGCCACAGCAGAACGGCAGUGUGGUCCUGAGGCGGAGGCCUGUGUCUGAGCUCUCUGAUAGGACGGAGGCAAACAAAGAGAGCUGUGAGUGGAUGGAGGCUAGGAAGUCGUUGAAGCCGCCGGUCUCACCCAAACCAUCCACAGUCACCCUGAAGAAAACACAAGCUGACCCCCCAACCCCGACUCGAAGGGUCCCCAUACCUGGGCCCGAUAAUACUGAGACAGCUCAGAGCCCUGAGCCGAAGCGCGUACCUCCUCCUGUAUCCCCGAAACCCCGUGGGCCUCCAACAGCACCUAAACCAGGCAAAGCAAUAGUGGCUUCAGCUGCCAUGAGCCCGGGUCCUGCUGCUACCAGCCCAGCUGCAGCCAGCCCCACCCCAGCCCCCAAACUCUCCUCUCCACUCUCUGCCGCCCCUCUUCCAGCUCCUGACACCCCCUCUGCCCCCUCCCUCUCUCCGGGACUCCCUCAGACUUCCCCCUCUCCGGCUCAGAGUCCCUCUACCCCCUCGCCACACCCUGUUAAACCUCCCCGCUCCUCUAUCGCCGGCCUCUCCAUCGACCUGCUGGGAGGACGGGAGGUGGAGGAGGAAGAGGAGAGGAGGAGAGAGGAAGAGGAAAAGAGGAGAGAGAGGGAGCACAAGAGGCACAAGGAGCAGGAGGGAGAGAGGAAGAGAGGAGAGAAAGGGAAUCUGAUGGAGACAGAGAGUCAAGUAGAGGAAGUGGAGCAGGAGGAAGAGGCGGUGCAGCAUCGUAUGGAAGAGACCAGUGCUUCCUUGGCUGCAGCUGUGCAAGCUGUUGAACACAAAAUCAAAGAGGAGGACGCACAAAAUGACUCUCUUUCUAGUAAAAAGUCCACAGUCUCAAUCUUGGACGACAUCGGCACCAUGUUUGACGACUUGGCAGACCAACUGGAUGCAAUGCUCGACUGAUCUCUCGCCCACGUCUCAUCUCCAACAAGCCCUUUCUCCUCCCCCCCCCCUCAUCAUGUGUAGGUGUAUUAAGAAAAACUCUCCCAAGGCUCGAUGCUGGCGCUCUGAGAGUGUGUGUGUUUGAGCUUGUGUCCCUCUUGCAUGAGCGCUUCUCAUGUAGCCUUGUACAGUAUACCAAGGAGGGCGUCCUCUUCGUCUGGCGCAGUAGCUCUAGUACGCCUCCCAACGCGAGGAGGCCGCUCCCACACAACCUCUGACCUCUGCAGCCCAGCGAGUCGUCGACGCCGCCCGGCCUCAGACGGCUGUGUGGAACCAGAAGCACAAUCAUUUUCCUCAUCCUUUUAUCUCUACAGACUCUGGCAGGUAUGCUAACUCAGUCAGACAGACAGGGAGGCAGACGGAUGAGCAUAUUGCUUGCAAAAAAUAAAAAAUAAAAAAGCACAUAAACUGACUGAUAGACAGGCAGAUAGAUAGAUAGCUAGAUAGAUAGAUAGACAAUAUGCAUACAGAUAAGAUACCAGAAAGAGUUUCUAAAAGCACAUAGAGAGACAGGCCGCUUUCUGAGUCUGUCCCACUCCUGCGAUGUCAAAAGGAUGCAUUUUUCCAGAUGACUCGUAGCCUCUAUUUCUCUUCUGUAUGAGUGGAGAAUUGUGGUUAGUUGGACUUCCUGACCUGUGUGUUGUCUCUCUUCAUGUUGUUGUUGUUGUUGUUGCUGUUGUUGUUAUUGUUGCUGUCGUUGCUGUCGCUACGAGUGUGUGUAGUCCCCGCUGAUGCUCAUGUCAAUGUCCUCCCACUGGUACAGUAGCUAUUCUAUUGAUCAGAACAACAAUAUAGAUGUGUGUCCAUGAAUUUUGAGACACUCGCACACAAACACACACACACACUACAUUACAGUACAUUACAUUACAUUACAUUGGUUUUAAUCUCGCUGGUGUUCUGCUUUGUUGGUGUUUAGCUCCAUCUAUGGAGGCUUGCUUGGAAAUGAAUCUAUACAUUUGCAUACACACAUUUACAUGCAAAGACACACAUAUACAAGCACACUUGUGCGCUGUAUCCCUUUGUCCUGCUGCAGUGAACAGUGAUUUUAAAAGAUAAUCCUAUAUUUCAAUGCUUUAUAUAGUUACAUACAUAGUUUAUAAUAUACCUGGGUAUUUGAGCUGUUAGAGCUCUCUCUAGUGUUGGUUAGUGAAACUGCCUCUAAUCUGUCCACCUUCCAUCUUGUCUGCUCCCCCCCCCCCCCAGCCUUUUUAUCUUCCUCUGUGUCCGUUUUGUUAAAUCUCUCUGUGCCUUGGUAGUGUUCUUUUAUAUAUUCAAAAUGAUGUGUUGUCAUUUUUUCUUGUUUCCCACUCCAACAUGUUAAUGUUUUUUCUUACAAACCCCUCGCUCCUUUCUGUGUCUGUCAUGUCAACAGUAGCUUAUACAGUAGGUUGAGCUGUGAGUCCUAUAAGAUCCCCUAAAUCCAUCAACCUGUCUGCAGUCCUCCUGCAACCAUUGAGAAACCUUGUAUGAGCCGGUAUAAGCCCCCCCCUCCGCCCUCACCCCCCUACCCGUAAACUGUAUUAAAUUUGCUCUGCUCCUCCUCGGCUCCCCAGUUUUCAGUGGUCCCUCAUGUAGGCCAGUCGGUGGAUCAACCACCAGUGUUCAUCCCAAUGAAGAGUCCAAUUGUAUUUUUAUGCUCUUUGAAAACAGAGAUAUAUUUGAGAGACAGAUGGUUCUAUGUGAAUAAUAAUGAUGAUAAUUAUAGACAUUGAAUUGAUGUGAGCUGAUUGAGCCUGUACAUAAAUUUAUGGUUGAGUUCUGGAUGUGUUGUGACGGCUGUUGUGCCAUGGUUGGGUUAAGGUUGUGUUUCUGCUGUGAUGAUGCAUUCCUGUACAGCUGUGAUCAAAAUAAAUGUAUAAAUUAAACCUUA
Etheostoma spectabile (orangethroat darter) is the source of this 6706-nucleotide messenger RNA. Its product is annotated as caskin-1. The transcript is spliced from 22 exons. Lineage: Eukaryota; Metazoa; Chordata; Actinopteri; Perciformes; Percidae. The coding region runs from base 550 to 4797 and encodes 1415 amino acids. Gene Ontology annotation, molecular function: protein binding. The record is from RefSeq and is a predicted model, not a curated record.